AUGAGUCCGUCGCCCGUUCUUCUGGAGGACCUCUACUUCAUGCCCAGCAAAUACAACUUUGAAGUCUAUAACAACAGGGUCCUACAUCAACCCGUUUCCUGUGGGAGUCCCACACUUCUCACAAUCUUGGUGCCAACCCACCCUCGUGCCGCACGUGAGAGGGCAGCGGUCAGAGAAACAUGGGGGUCGGUAGCCCGGGGCAAGCCGUGGCCCCCACUUACCAGAACCUACAACGUCAAGCUUUACUUUGUUCUAGGAACGUCUGCUGGAAACGGGACUCAGUUUGAAAAUGAUACGGCGACCGAUCUAAAGAUGGCGGGCGAACCUACGAGCGGAUCUUUUGAAAAGAAAAGUAGGCCAACUACUUAUGGCGGCAACGAGACUGAUGCUUCAUGGGAAGGCAGUGAAAUGUUAGUUGAUAAAACACAAAUAAAUGACCAGUACAAUCACGGCGAAACGGUACAGGAAAUGAUGUCAUUUGAUGACAUCAUUCAGUUUGACGUCAUAGACUCGUACAGGAAUCUAACCCGUAAAUUGAUAUUAGCUUUUGAUUGGCUGACAAGGUCGUGUCGCGAGACGAAAUUCGUCCUGAAAGCUGACCCGGAUGUCUUUGUGAACGUUCCACUGCUGGUGACACUUUUGAAGCAUUACGGCCAGCCGAACUCCAUCUACGGCCAAAUCUACCCCAACUCAUGGGUGGUGAGGGAGGGGAAGUGGGCGGUCGACAACCGAACUUUGCCGAUUGACAAGUACCCCAUUUACACUGCCGGAAACGCCUAUGUCAUGUCAAAAGAUGCUGUUGAGAAAGUUCUCUCCCUGGCGCCCCACUUCCCUUACAUUUCCGUGGAGGACGCCUUCAUCACGGGGAUUCUUGCCUCCGUGGGCGGCGUCGAGAGGAUUAAUGUGGCUGGGUUCACGAGGUGGAGCGAAUCUUUCCCUGACGCCUGCCAGUUUGCUAACAACAAAAAAUAUGUCGGUAACAACGCCACCGAUCAUCGACUGAGAGUGACUUGG
Lymnaea stagnalis (great pond snail) is the source of this 1014-nucleotide messenger RNA. Lineage: Eukaryota; Metazoa; Mollusca; Gastropoda; Lymnaeidae. The record is from the annotation of a GenBank genome assembly.